Dipodomys ordii (Ord's kangaroo rat) is the source of this 5325-nucleotide messenger RNA. RefSeq names its product pleckstrin homology domain containing, family M, member 3 (gene Plekhm3). The record is from RefSeq and is a predicted model, not a curated record. The transcript is spliced from 8 exons. The coding region runs from base 392 to 2677 and encodes 761 amino acids. NCBI's taxonomy places the organism in Eukaryota, Metazoa, Chordata, Mammalia, Rodentia, Heteromyidae.
CCGCGCUGUCACCGGGCGGCGGGCGGCUGCCAAGGCGGGGCCGCCGAUCGCGCUGCGGGCCCGCCCGGGAAGGACGAGCCCCCGGGAAAUCAAGGAUUGGCAUGGCAUUGCUGUGACAAGCUCUACCUGGGGAUCUCACUGAAGAAUAAGCUAGCUCAGAGGAACACUGAUCUCCCCUUACCUCUGUUCGCCAGCAAAUAUUUUCAGUGACCAGGAAAACAACCAUCACUCUUGGCCUGAUCUAAACAGCUGAGUGAAGGUUCCUUCCAGGCGUUUCCUUCCAGGCAGUUCCAUAGCUCUCUGGUGGAAGCACCCAUUUUUGUUGGGUGAAAGUUCAUGAAGCCCUUUUCUGGAUCAGCUUAGGUGGCUUCUUCCUCUUGGAACCUGCGACAUGGAAGCUCUGGAAGUCGAUGAUAUCAGCCCAGCCUUGGAGGUUACUGAGGAUUUUUUUAGUACUUUCGAUAGUAAGCUAGAAAAGGCUGUGCAGCAGGCAGAGAUCUGUGGAAUUCAGGAAGUCCCUGAACUGGUGGGACAUGAGGUAUUCAAUAACCUAACAGAUAAUGGUGCUGUGAGAAAUGUUGCCUCCCUGGGCAAGGGAAGCAUGAUUUGGGACCACUGCAAAAGCAGGCUCUUAGAAACCAAAGCGCAGAAUGUCUUCCCUGCCAAAGAACAGUUUAUGGUCCAGAGAGGAACAGCCCCAGAUAAUCUUUCCUGGAUGGAACAAAAAGAAGCAUCAACUUUUAAUUUUUUCAAUAUCUGUCAGCGCCGGAGGGACAGACCUCGUUCUGUGAAUGACUUAUUGGAUGAGACCUCAACUUUCAAGCCAGGACAUGCUAGAUCCAGGUCAGAUGUUACCCAUGUGGACUGGCGCCUUGUCCUCAGCUCCAUGCCUCUGCAGCAGCAGCAGCAGCAGCAGCACUCAUCUCUUCAGGGCUCUCAUUUCACCAGGCCAUCUUUUCUGUUGCCCUCCCCAAGUAAGGUAGAAGAUGCUCAAGGAAAUACAGAACGUAAGCAGACAUUCCCAAACAUUUUGAAGAAGGGUUAUCUGGAGAUUAGAAAGGACCAUGACAGUUACUGGCAAAGCUGUUACGCAGAACUCUCACCAUACAACUUACACUUUUACAACCUCGACAGCAGCGGGAAUCAGAACCUGUAUGCCACAUUCCAGCUUUCACACUUCCAGAACAUAUCUCUGUUGGGAAAUCUUGAGGCCACAGUGGUGGAUACUGUUCUGUAUGACAACACACAGCUACAGAUAAAGGCAGCAUCGCCGUGGGAGGCUUUAGACUGGGGGCAGAAGCUUUGGGAAGUUGUACAUGCCAUUGUGCCUGGUUAUAUGGGACGACAGGAUGAGCUGGCAAAUUCACCAGCAGUUGGUCAUGUUGAUUGUACACAGAACCAUUGUUUACAGAAGAAAUCCAGUGGGUUGCUGCCCUCCUCCCCUGUCUUGGAUAGCCCCAAACAGUACCAAAAUAUCCUCAAAUCAGGGACACUCUAUAGACUAACUGUCCAGAACAACUGGAAGGCAUUUACAUUUGUACUGAGCAAGGCCUAUCUCAUGGCUUUUCAUCCUGGCAAGUUAGAUGAAGACCCACUGCUAAGCUACAAUGUGGAUGUGUGCCUGGCUGUCCAGAUAGACAAUCUGGAUGGCUGUGACUCUUGCUUUCAAGUCAUUUUCCCCCAAGAUGUCCUCCGCCUUCGAGCUGAGACCCGACAGAGGGCUCAGGAAUGGAUGGAGGCUCUGAAGACAGCCGCCAAUGCAGCCAGGAAUUCAGAGCAAAAUCUGCAAGUCACACUGAGGAACAAACCCAAGGAUACGACGGGUGGACAUGAGCUCAGGAAGAACAAACGUCAGUCUGUGACCACCAGCUUCCUAAGCAUCCUGACGACUUUGUCUUUGGAACGAGGACUCACUGCUCAGAGUUUCAAAUGUGCAGGAUGCCAGCGGUCCAUCGGCCUUUCCAAUGGGAAAGCCAAGGUGUGCAAUUACAGUGGGUGGUACUACUGCAGCAGCUGCCAUGUGGAUGACAGCUUUCUCAUCCCAGCACGCAUAGUCCACAACUGGGAUACUUCAAAAUAUAAGGUGUCCAAGCAGGCCAAAGAGUUUCUGGAGUACGUGUAUGAAGAGCCACUAAUCGACAUCCAACAAGAGAACCCCAUGCUGUACCUCCAUGCCGAGCCUUUGGCUGCAGUGGUGCGGCUCCGGCAGCGGCUGAAAUCACUCCGAGCCUAUUUGUUCAGCUGCCGGGCAGCAGUGGCAGAGGAUCUGCGCCGCAGAAUUUUCCCCAGAGAAUACCUCCUUCAGCAGAUCCACCUGUACUCCCUGGCUGACUUGCAGCAGGUGAUAGAGGGAAAGCUGGCUCCAUUCUUGGGCAAGGUCAUUAAAUUCGCCACGGCACACGUGUACAGCUGCAGUCUUUGUAGCCAGAAGGGAUUCAUCUGCGAAAUCUGUAACAAUGGAGAGAUCCUUUACCCUUUUGAGGACAUAUCAACAAGCAGGUGUGAAAGCUGUGGGGCCGUCUUCCAUUCUGAGUGCAAAGAAAAGUCUGUGCCCUGCCCACGGUGCGUGCGCAGGGAGCUGCAGAAGAAGCAGAAGUCCUUCUGGCGGCGGCUCAACGUGGAUGAGAGCCUGGAGGAGGCAUGCACCAUGUUUGAGCUGUCCUACCAAAACACCUGACUGUGGCCGCUCACCCUCGCAGCCUCCUGCAAUGACCAGCCAAGGGGCUUCUCAGUGGCCGCUUGCACCCUGUUAAAAGGGGUGUCUCCUCUCCAGCUAGACGUAGAUAGAUACGUUUAUUUAUUUAUAUCUAUUCAUAUCUCUACAUCCUAUAUGUGUGUUCCAUAUGAAUAGCUGUCUAACAGGUCCAUAGAACUUCGGUGGCCAAGAGCCUGCCCAUAAAUGAAUUACAUUUGGCCAUGAAUUUCAGCUGCCUGAUCCCAGCAAAAUGUGGUUUACACACAUGGCUUUCCAGUUUGGGACACCUCUCUUCCCUCCCUCCCUCUUUCUCUCUCUCUCACUUGGUCUCUUUUUCUCUCAGGACCAUUUUAUUACACAAGAUACUGGAGGAAGCAUUUGCACCAUGCAACAGAGAGCUGCAGGCUAUUUCUGUGUUAUUUAUUUUUAGCCCUCAUAGAGGGCUGAGGGAACUAAAGCAAGCAUCAUUUUAGGAAAUCUGUGGAACACAGGAAUGCUCCCAGAUCCUUCCAGGACCCCCUGUCCCUGGCAGAGUUGGGGAUCGCUGAAGCCGAGCUGUUUGGCAAGAAGCCAGGAGCACAAGCUCCUGCCGACAGAAAGCAUAUACCCCUAACUUAGGAGGAGAGCUGGUCUGGUUUUCAAGUUAAUCCCAGAAAGUGUUUUCCUGAGAAAAGAAGAGACUUCUGCAACCAAUAACUGCAUGGUGUUGGUGUGCUGGCUUGGGCGAAUGCCCACACCUACCUAAUGAUGUGACUCUACUGUAUUUGCCAGGCAAUGUGGCUCUUUAAGAAUGAUUUUCCCGGGGUGUAAUGGGUGAUAUGUAUGGUGUUUUCAUUUUACUGGCUAGAGGACAUGUCCAAGGAUUGUUUUUCAAGACGUCAGUGUGUAGACUGGUAGAUACUAUAUGUGGUACACGUGUUGGGAGAGACCAUCUUUUGUGUCUUCAUAGGUCUGUAUAGACAAUUCUGACCGACCCAGCCACUUCAAAUGCUUUACUUCUCAUUGUUCUCUACUGUGCUUUCAUUUUUACCUUUAAUUUGCUUUCACUUUUUUGUUGAUUUCAUUUUGUUUUUGAGACAGAGUCUUGCUUUGUAGUCCAGGCUGGCCGCAAACUCGAUCCUCCUGCCUCAGCUUCCCAAAUGUCGGGAUUUUAGGUGCAUACAACACAUGGCUUCUCAUGUUUUUAAUUAUUUAAAAUAUUAAAGUAACAUUUUUAAAUGCCAACUGUAUUUAAAGAAUAUACAAAGUUUAAAAUAUGAGUUAAAUCUAAUAUUGUUGAAAUGAGUAGCUCCACACAUAUACUGCUAAAAUAAGCACUACAAUAGGAAUAAAAAACACAUGAAUUGCUUUGCUAUUUGGCAGUGUCCUGUCCCUCCCUUCUCCUCCCCUCCCCCCCAGCUCUUCCCCUUCAUCCGGUCCCCUAGGAGAGCCGAGGUGUCAGGGAUGGAGACUUUGGAAACCUCAUGGCUCCCAUUCCUUCUAGCUUCGCUCUCCAGCACAGGGAGAUAUGCUUCUGACAAAGCACUUCCCUGCAGACUUUACAAGAAGAUGCACUGGACAGCUGUCAUCCAUGCCCAUGUGCUUUCCCAGUUCCAUAGCUGUUGGCAUCUGGGGAAUUACCAUGUUACACCCAGGCCCACAUUUUGCCCCUUCCGAAGGCCACCUCAUGAUACUUCUGCCCAUUUAGUGACAUUUCAAUUCGAGUUUAGUAUGGUUAGAUGUAAGCAUUUCAUCUCUCGACUCACACCAUUUCCUUUGGCCCCAAACUACACAUUUCAGCUUAAUAGUUCAGCAUCACAUAUGCAUUUGUUUCCUCUUUCUAGUAGCUGUAACCAAGGUAUGAAACAUGUUAGAAGGCCAGGAACUAUUCAUGAAAUGCUUUAUGGGGCCUUUUACUCAUAAAAAAGCAGGUUGACAUCUCCCUCCAUCUUACACACAUACACACACACACACACAAAAUGCUUUAUGGGACCUUGUACUCAGAAAAGCAGGUUGACAUCUCUCUCCAUCUUACACACACACGUGCGCACACACACACACACAGAGGCAAAAGCAUGGAAAGUCUCACACACUUCGUAAAUGGGCAAAUGAAUUUUGAUUGUCUCCUUUUUCCUCCCCUUCAUGAGAUACAGUAUUUGUAGUUGCCAGCUUCAGAGUAGACAGUUGAACAUGAUCUCUCACAAGAGGAUUUUAGACCUGCUUAUUAUAAAACAGAUGUGCUCCCAUGGCAAAGUGCCUUCUCCCUCCACCCCCAGCUCCCUGUCACUAUAGCUUACUUUUGCCUUCGCUAUAAUUAAUGUAUCUGUGAUUCCAACUGUCAGCAGGUCAUUCUUAGCACACUGAUUUGGAGACCUGAGUGCAGAACUGUCUCCCCUCUGCUAGUAUGUUUGCUCCACCCAUACUAUUGCCUGUCCCAACUCAGGGACAUCCACAGCUAGACAUACAGAGAGUCGAGGUAAAAUUUUAGGGCCCUAAUGUACGAAAACCUUUCUUUUCCCCACUGCCUAUUUAGAGGACCCUGUUAACUAUUAGUAGUUGCUGGGAGCUCCUGAGAACUUUCCAUCCACAUUGCUUUCUGCUUAUUUUCAAAAGGGAAAAAAAAUAAAUGUGCUGUCACCAUCAUUACCAGG